AUGAACUUUCAAGAAAUCUGCAAUGUUUUGAAGGAAGCCGGCUACACAUUUGAGCUCCAUCCUUUAGGCAAUUACCUCAAGAUCAUUAAGGACAAGCAUGAAGCAAAUUUAAGUGAAGAUGCAGCCCUUACUUAUAGUUUAUACACAUACAAAAUGGGAGAUCAGUUCCUGAUUCAGGAUGUUUCCAAGAUUUUCAAUGCCCUUAAUUACAAAGGAACAAGCGAAAGCCAAGAUAAUGCCGACCAAGUCUUCCAUCCACAAGGAAAGAAAGUUUCAUUGAAGGAAGUCGGAGAGAAGCUUAAAGAAGAUUCCUACGAAGUCAUUAAUGUUGAUAUCGAAGGUGGAUAUUACAUGAGUUUGACACAUAAAAAUAAUCAGCCAAUCUUAAACGGAAAGACAAACAUUGAUCUCAACAAAGAUGGUGUCAUCAGCUUGUUCUCAGAAGACAAACAAAUGGAAAUUGUAAAUGACAUUGCAGCGAUUUUCAAGCGCUACAACUACAGUGAUCAUGGACCUCAUUUUGAUGGCGCAACACACUCUUUCUUCAAAGAUAAUUAA
Messenger RNA from Trichomonas vaginalis G3, 558 nucleotides. RefSeq lists its product as uncharacterized. The transcript has a single exon. The record is from RefSeq and is a predicted model, not a curated record. NCBI's taxonomy places the organism in Eukaryota, Parabasalia, Trichomonadida, Trichomonadidae. Bases 1 to 558 code for a protein of 185 amino acids.